Messenger RNA from Anthonomus grandis grandis, 722 nucleotides. RefSeq names its product exosome complex component CSL4 (gene Csl4). The transcript is spliced from 3 exons. The record is from RefSeq and is a predicted model, not a curated record. Gene Ontology annotation, cellular component: cytoplasm; nuclear exosome (RNase complex). Gene Ontology annotation, molecular function: RNA binding. The coding region runs from base 83 to 706 and encodes 207 amino acids. Lineage: Eukaryota; Metazoa; Arthropoda; Insecta; Coleoptera; Curculionidae. Gene Ontology annotation, biological process: RNA processing.
GACAGUGACACUGACAAGAUAACCUCAAAAAUAAUAAUAGUAUUUAUAAUAGUUAAUUUUUAAAGAGAUUCUCUUUCCCGUAAUGAAAAACGAGCCCCUAAUUUGCUUACCUGGUCAGAGACUCUCGAUCGCUGACGAAACUUACACCUCGGGUCAAGGCACUUACCAAAGACAAGGGUACAUUUACUCGAUGCUCGCUGGUAUUGUCGAUAUCGUAGAGCAAAAUGGGGUGAAGGUUAUUGAGGUGCACAGAUCUGGGGAACAGACCAUUAUUCCCGCUCAGGGAGAUAUCGUAACUGCUCAGGUAAGCAUUAUCACUCAACAAUAUGCAAGAUGCUUCAUUAAGUGUAUAGGCAAUACUGUCUUAAGGAGCCUUUUUAAAGCGGUACUAAGAAGAGAGAACAUUCGAGCCACUGAAAAAGACAAAAUAGAUAUUUACAAGAGCAUUCGACCGGGGGACAUUAUUUUAGCGAGAGUGUUGCCCAUAACUGAAGCUCACUCGUAUCAAAUAACUACGGCAGAAAACGAGUUAGGGGUAGUUAUAGCCCAUAGCGAGCACGGGUACCCCAUGAUACCCAUCAGUUGGACCGAGAUGCAGUGUCCGAAGACUUUGAUAAAGGAACCGAGGAAAGUGGCCAAAGUUAUACCGGAAAAUGUGAUAAUGGAGCAGGAUUCGAAUGUUGAUAAUAAUUAUUGUAAUAAAUGAAUAAAUUUUUGUUUGA